This is a messenger RNA of Hyaloscypha bicolor E, 585 nucleotides long. RefSeq lists its product as uncharacterized. The transcript has 2 exons. The coding region runs from base 1 to 585 and encodes 194 amino acids. NCBI's taxonomy places the organism in Eukaryota, Fungi, Ascomycota, Leotiomycetes, Helotiales, Hyaloscyphaceae. The record is from RefSeq and is a predicted model, not a curated record.
AUGUCGUCCGAGCGGCAGCUGCACAACUUGGGUCUGUUAAGAAGGACCAACGGAGCCUCGUAUAUUCCUGGAACAGCACCGAACGCUGCAGGGAAUGAAGACGAUGAUGUAAAGAUGGGCGUGCUCUCGGUUCUGAAGACUCUUAUCAUUCCAGCGCUCAUCUCCCUCAUCCUCUAUCUUGUCAUAUCCUAUGCUGUGAUCCCAACAUGGAAACGAUAUCACGGGCGGUACAGUCAGUAUCUGCCGUUGGAAACCAUCAGCACCCGGACCACCUCCUGGCGACAACGAAUAGGGAGUUUCCUGAUUAAGAGUAUACUACCCUCGACGUGGAGGACUGAUUUCGGCCGAAAUGGAUUCGCGGUGAACGGACAGGACGGCAGUGAUUUCGAUGAAGAGGAGGGUGAGGAGUUGUAUGAAGUUGAUGAGAAUAGGAGAGAGGCGUUGUCGUUAGAUGCACGAAGAGGACGAAAUGAAGAUGGAAGCCGGCUCUCUCGGGAUUUGGAAGAAGGAUUCAAAGACGAUAGCGAGGAUGAGGAUGAAGACGGCAUACCGGAUGAAAGACAGGGAAGGACACUAUCUCGAUGA